CGUUUCUCACUUCGACCUAUUUUCAGACUGCUUCUCACAAAACUGAGUGUCUGCCGGCAAAAGGACACGUGUCUGCAUGUAUAUCUUACUCACACAGUGCUGAUUUUGCAUAGCAUUGGCGAUUUCAAUUUCAGAUGCGGUGUUUUCUUCGUUGAUCUCAUGUUUUGGCGCCGGUGAGCUUCCAUACAGAGACGCGCUCUCCUCAGUGGAGGGAGGAGGACGCAGCCGGAGCUUCAGCUGGUGUUUGGCUGCUGACUUUGGAUCAGGUGAAGGGAAAUCUGCUGCCGGAGACCGAAGCAUCGACACGUUCUGAGCCUGAAGGCGGCGAAUACAAACGCACCGGCUCCUCCACAGCGACGGCAUAGACCCGGACCCGGACCCGGACCCGGCUGGUCCAGGUCCCUGUUAGAAGCGGUGCUCCAGGACCAAGGUUCCAGCAGACCAGGGUUAUUUACCUUGGAGAUCCCAGGAGGCAGCAGGAUGCUGUGGCUGCUGCUCGCGCUUCUGCCGGUGGUGGUCAUCACACAGGACGCCUCGGAUGAAGACAAACACAACCGCAAGGAUGUCGCAAUGCUUCCCCACAUCUACUACUGCCGUUCUCCAAACAUGGAGGACUUCACCUGCUGGUGGCACCCACUUAACAACCUGACAGAUGGAGAGGAGGUCACCCACGUCCUGACCUACUCCAAAGAGAGCACCCACAGCAUACGUGAGUGUCCAGACUACACCACUGGGGGCCCCAACAGCUGCCAUUUUGACAGCAGCCACACAGCUAUAUGGACCGUGUACUGCAUGAACGUGACCGCCGUCACCGUGCGCAGGAACUACACCUCCCAGGAGCACUGCCUGGACGUGGCAGACAUAGUUCAGACCGAAGCUCCCGUCUAUGUGACCUACACGCUGACGGAGGCUGGCGGCGAUGAAAUGGGCCACAACGUGCUGCUGUCCUGGACGUACCCGGUGCCUUCACACCUGCAGUACGGCUGGAUCACACUGGUGUACGAGCUGCAGUACCGACGCGUGACGGAGCCGGGCAACUGGAAGGUGAAGCACCCCAUUCGGGAGCCGUCGGUGGAGCUGCUGGGCCUUCCUGCCGGAGACUACGUGGUCCGGGUUCGCUGCCGCUCUCACAACUAUGGCCUGUGGAGCAACUGGAGCUCCACACUGCUGAUGAGCGUCCCUGCCAGAGCUGCCAGACCCCCUGCAGGAAAACUGCUGCUGAUCAUGGUGACAGGUGUGGGCGUGGUGGCUCUACUGGGAAUCCUCUUUGGUCUCAUUCCACAUUACAAAAGGUUAAAACAGUACUGCCUACCGCCCAUUCCCAAGCCACGGAUUGUUGGCAUCGACCCGCUGCUCCUGAAGAUGGGAAAGUUGGAUGAAAUCAACCGUCACUUCAGUAACUUCCACAGCUACAGACCUCCCAGCUACACGGAGGAGGUGUGGGACAGCGUCAGCACAGACGACUGUGCCACCUCACCCACGCCCUCCAGCCUCCUGGCUGAUGCCUCCGACAGAGGGAAGGAUGUCCCCAUGGGUCCACGCGAGCUUCAUCACCAGGUCACAGCCACAAACCCGGCGCUGUGCGUGCAGAGUCUACCUAACUACUGCUCACUGCCUCCUGAAGCUUUUGGCCGCUCACCCGAAGGGCCUGCCCUGUGGCCGAGGCCGGAGAUGAUGUCAUCAGACUACAGUGUGAUGGAAAAGGACAGCGUUCCCAACCCUUCCUCUUCUCCCGAAGCCACCGGCCUCACCAUCAAGUGUUCUCCUCAGGACUUCUACACCUGCGUUCAGCUGAUGAACGAAUCAGGUGAGGUGCAUCUGGUGCCAUGCCUGCCUCCAGCCUACUGCACUGAGUUCCCAGCUUCUCCCAGUGCUGUUUUGGACUCCAAGCAGCGUGUGAAGGAAAAAAAGCAGCAGCUUGCAGAACACCAAGCAUCAACAAAGCGGAUCAGCGGAGCAAUGGAUGACAGGACCACAGAACGGAGAGAAGCAGCAGCGCCUCUGCUGCCCGCGAUGGGUGACAAUCAGGUAGCACACCCACAAAACACUGAGAGACCGUGAACGUGCUGGAACCUGGAGACUGGACACCAGGAAACACUGCAGCAUCAUCAGGAUCCUUGGUGGCUGUGUGACAGCCUACAGGAGCCUGGAAAGAAGCCCGAGGCACCUUCAGGUCAAAGGAGCCUGUAGAGUAAAACCAGAAGCUGUGGUUUUCCCCAACGCUUCAGCUUCAAGCUUGUAUGUCUUUCUCAGGAACAAAGAAGUUUGUUAUCAAAACUCACUUCUGAACUUCAUUCAGGUCCAGAAGAGGUACCUGUGGUUUAGCGACUUCAUUGCACUGCACAGACUUCUUGUUUUAUUCGGGCUAUCAGAAUGAAACUCUAGAAACCUCAGGUUAAAUACUGCUGCUUCAGUCUCUAACAUCAUCCUUCAGAAUGUGUUGAGGAGGCUGAAGGCAGUAACCCGUGGUCUAUAGUCUGAUCAUACAAGCCUUCAGCGGGUGUUGUCCUAGACGUAUUGGCUCCACUCCCUCAGGAAGCUGGAACUAUUAAACAGUCAAUCGCUUAGUUGUUCUCUGAAUGUGGAACAAACACAUUUUAUGCACUUUUUACUCAAAGUUCAUGAUGAUGGACAAAAAUAAACUAAAUAAAAAGAAAUACCACCAUCAGGCUCAUAUACACUAACUCGUUCCAGACAGAAAACAGCAAAGAGUGUUUGAAUUUAAUGACACAAGUUUUUAAGCUGAAUGUUCAGUAUCAUGCAGCACCAGCACUGGUGGAUCCUCACACAGACACAGGACUCACAUUUAAACCUUUUAAGUCUUUUACCUCACAUCACAUCACACCUGACAUCAGGUUAUCAUAAAUAUCUUCUAGGUUCACAUGUUGGCCAAACACCACACCAGUAAAAACAUUGAAAGAGACUCUGGCAGUUGAUGGAUGCUGUAAGCAUAGUUCUGAGGAUCUGCAUGGUAGUUAUAAGGAUUAACUUCAAUGUGUGUACCGAUCAGCCAAGGUGGGACAGCUUUGUCAGAUAUGCUGAGAUACAGAGUCCUCAGCUCAGCCACAGAACCUUCACCAUCAUCACUGAUGUUCAUUCAGUUGUCGUUGUAUCUUUUUGUGCCUUUUCAGGUUUUAAAUUCAAAGCAACAAUUAGUGCCAACGUAGAACGUAGUGACUUUUAUUUUGAAGCAGAGAAAAGCUUGGGUGUGAUGUUUAGGCCACAGGUCAGGUGGUGGUGACUUUAGCUUCAGGUAUUUCUGUUGUUGUGAUGUUGCACGCGUUGCGGUUGAAUGAAACCAGUGUCUGUGUUUUGUACAAAGAUGAACCCACAUACUGUCACACUUGUUUUCACUGCAUUUUGAUUUUGAUUUUUUUGAUCGUCUGCUUGUUUCAUGUCCACAGUAGAAAUAUUCAUACCAUUUUAGAUAUAGUUCAUCGAGCCAUUAUUUAAAAUGGCUCAUUUCCAAUAUUAGCUUUUGAAUGUUCUUGGCUCUGAACUGAAAAUCUGCAGCGCUUGAUCAUAUUGUUGUUGUUUGUGCUGUGGACUGCAGCGGGUGAAGCCAUAUGUUAAUGAGCCAUGUUAUCGUCCUUUGGUAUAUAAACACUGUACAGACUUUUUGUUUUUGUCUCAGUGAAGGAGAAUUAAUAAAAUGAAGGCUGGG
Betta splendens (Siamese fighting fish) is the source of this 3664-nucleotide messenger RNA. RefSeq names its product growth hormone receptor-like. Gene Ontology annotation, biological process: cytokine-mediated signaling pathway. Lineage: Eukaryota; Metazoa; Chordata; Actinopteri; Anabantiformes; Osphronemidae. The coding region runs from base 481 to 2061 and encodes 526 amino acids. Gene Ontology annotation, cellular component: external side of plasma membrane. Gene Ontology annotation, molecular function: protein binding; cytokine receptor activity. The record is from RefSeq and is a predicted model, not a curated record. The transcript is spliced from 9 exons.